Molecule: messenger RNA, 1785 nt
Organism: Arvicanthis niloticus (Nile rat)
Lineage: Eukaryota; Metazoa; Chordata; Mammalia; Rodentia; Muridae
Source: RefSeq, a predicted model, not a curated record
AUGGCCCCAGAGACUCACAUGCCAGACCCCAUGUGCCUCAUUGAGAAUGUGAAAGGGCAACUGAGAGCCAAUCAGAAAGCUCUGGAGAUCCUGUCCACCAUCACACAGCCUGUGGUGGUGGUGGCAAUUGUGGGCCUCUAUCGCACAGGCAAAUCCUACCUGAUGAACAGGCUGGCUGGGAAGAGAACAGGCUUCUCUCUGGGCUCCACUGUGCAGUCUCACACCAAAGGCAUCUGGAUGUGGUGUAUGCCUCAUCCCAGGAAAGCAGACCACACCCUAGUUCUGCUUGACACUGAGGGCCUGGGAGAUGUGGAGAAAAGUGACAACCAGAAUGACUGCUGGAUCUUUGCCCUGACUAUACUUCUAAGCAGUACCUUUGUCUACAACAGCAUGGGAGCCAUCAACCAGCAGGCCAUGGACCAGCUACAAUAUGUGACAGAGCUGACAGACCGGAUCAGAACAGCAUCCUCACCUCAUAGUAAUGACGUUGAGGCUUCAGCUGAGUUUGUGAGCUUCUUCCCUGACUUCGUGUGGACUCUGAGGGAUGUGACCAUAAGCCUGGAAGCAGAUGGACAAACGCUCACAGCAGAUGAGUACCUCGAGAAUUCCCUGAAGCUCAAGCAAGGUGCCAGUGAAGAAGAUAAAAAUUACAACCUGCCUCGACUCUGUAUUCGAAAGUUCUUCCCCAAGAAGAAAUGUUUUGUCUUCUAUCCACCCACUGACUGGAAGAAGCUCUCUGAGCUGGAGAGCCUGCAUGACGAUGAGUUGGAUUCUGACUUUGUGAAACAGGCAGAAGAUUUCCGUUCCUUCAUCUUCAGCUCUUCUAAGGUUAAAACUCUGCCAGGAGGCAUCAAGGUCAAUGGAGCUCGACUAGCGAAACUGGUGCUCACAUACAUCAAUGCCAUCAGAAGUGGGUAUCUGCCCUGCAUGGAAAACGCAGUCCUGGCCUUGGCCAAGAUAGAGAACUCAGCAGCAUUACAAAAGGCCAUCAUCCACUAUGACCAGCAGAUGAGCCAGAGUGUGCAGCUCCCCACAGAGACCCUCCAGGAGCUGCUGGACCUGCAUAGGACCUGUGAGAGAGAGGCCAUGGAAAUUUUCCUUAGGACUUCCUUUAAAGAUGAAGAUCAUUCAUUUAAAAAAGAUUUACUGGCUCAACUAGAUAAGAAGUGGACUGGCAUCUGUAAUGAGAAUAUGAAAGUGUCAUCUGCUCGUUGCUCAGAGUUACUUCGAGGUAUCUUCAGCCCUCUGGAAGAAGCAGUGACAAAGGGCGCUUAUUCUCAGCCAGGAGGAUAUCUUCUCUUUGUUGAGAAGAGAGACGAGCUGAAGAAAAGGUAUCUUCAGGAACCCAAGAAGGGGAUACAGGCUGAAGAGAUUCUGCAGGCAUACUUGCAGUCCAAUGCAGCUAUGGCUGAGGCACUUCUACACAGAGACCAGGCUCUCACAGUAAUGCAAAAGGAGCUUGAAGUGGAACAAGCAAAAGCUGAGUCUGCACAGGCUACUGUAAAAAUGUUGGAGGAAAUGGAAAAGAAGCAUGCACAGAUGAUGAAGGAGAAAGAAAGGUGUCAUCAGGAACGAGUAAGGCAGUUGACUGAGACGAUGGAGAGGGAGAGAGCUCAGUUAGUGGAGGAGCAAGAGAGGAUUCUGACCCUUAAACUGCAGGAACAGGAACAACUGCUCAAAGAGGGGUUGAAAGAGGAGAGUAGAAUGCUGCAAAAUGAGAUUCAGCUUAUGGAGAAAAGAAACAAGGAAAAAGGUACUUUGUCUACAUCUUAUCAUAAUUCAUGA